AUGCCCGGCAUUGUCUGGAAUGAACUGGACGCAAGAACUAUGUCGUUUCCAUGCGUCAAGCUUAUUAAAAAAGAGCUCGCUGCACGUGAGCUAGACACUUCCGGCACAAAAGAAGACCUCAUCCAGCGACUCGCCGCGGACAUCGAGGCGCGCCGCGAAUCUUCACCUAGCCUGGACCAAGCGUUGGCCCCUGCCGCUGGCUCUUUGGCACUAGACCCCAUCACGCUACAAAACCUUGCUGUUUUGUUGCAGCAGCUGCCUCGUCCUUCCACGACAGUUACAACGCUACCAGACCUGUCCGUGACCCUCCCACAUUUUGACGGCUCGCCAAAGCAAAACGUCAAAGAAUGGCUUGAGGACUUUCAACGCGUCCAGCAACUUGCCUUAUGGGAUGACGCCACCACCCGGCUCAUCGCAGCAAGCAAGUUGAAAAGUACAGCACGAAACUGGAACCUCGCGUUCGGAAGCCAAUACGACACGUGGCCAGCUUGGAGAGACGCCCUCAAAGAGACCUUCAUCACAGAAUGGACCCUGAUCCACUGGCAGGAACGGGUCAUGGACGUGGCUCAAGGGAUUGGUGAAUCCCUUCAUCAGUACGCCUUCGCCAAAUUAAGGAUCAUCCAACGCUGCCCGCGGCCGGUAACCCUGAGCGAUCCGCAGAAGAUCGACACCUACUCCAAGGCAUGCGGGACCAACAUAUCGUCGCAGCAUUGGCAGCCAAUAGGCCAACAACCGUCCAAGCCUUUCUUGCGACAUGCACAAGCCUGGAUAGGUCCGCCCAACACGCCAAGGAAAGCCAUUCGACUACUCCAGCCCAACCCAAUCACCAACAUCAUUCGUCUAAAUCGGCUGGAUUUCAACGUCCUAUUCACUCUACGCAGCGCUCUGGCUUGACGUCACCAUCACCCCUAGCCUCACGUCUACGGGUCGCAGACCUGCCCACCGACUUGCAAGAGGCCAAAUACCAAGCCAUCACGUCGCAAUAUGGAGCCCCAGCGUUUCGUAGUGGCCAAGACUUGUCCCAAGCGGUCUGCUAUAAAUGCAAACACCUCGGACACCUCGCUUCGAAGUGUACAACAUACACCGAUGAGUCAGCACAUGCAUCGUCGUCGGCAGCUAGGGUCAUGCCUGCAAAGUUAUUUUCACCAGCUUUUCACAGCAUGCCAGCGACUCUUGAAGACUCUAAGCAGCAAUGCUCAUUCUUUUUAGCCACCAUCACUGGAAUGGGAGACUAUGAUGCUUUCCCAGACCAGGGUUCCAAGCUGACUCUCAUAGCAAAGUCGCUUGUUGCAGCACACAUGCUACAUCCCUGGACCGAUCCUCCACUGGCAGUUGUAGGAGGUACCACCAUACUCCCAGCGGGUACAGCUUUUCUUAAGAUCACCAUUUAGGGGAAAAUUUUCCCCCUAAAUUUAGCAGAGAAAGUUUUCCGCUAAAUUUAGCGGGGAGUUUUUCCCGCUAAAUUUAGCAGGGAAAAUUUUAAGCUAAAUUUAGCCAGGAAAUUUUUCCGUUAAAUUUAGCGGGGAAAGUUACCCAUAAUGCAACGCGCUGUGACAUCUAUGACAUCACUGGUGACCUUAAUGACAUCACACGUGACAUCAUCAUGGGAAACGUCCCAUAAUGCACAGCGCAACUACGCCGACGCCGCUCAAGCCGGAAACGGGCGCCUAAUAGCUGCGCUCUGAAAGAAAGAGUAUGGCGAGGUGAACGAGGUGUGACGUACGGCAAGGAAGGAGAGGGAGAUGCAGGUUUGCGAGUGUAUGCAAGAGACUUUUGCUGGACGAGACAGUUCGACUUCGGCUGCGUGUCGUAGUGGCCAAGACUUGCGUCGCGGUGUCAAUACACCGCGACGCAUGGCCCCGUCCCAGCGCCUGGCAGGCUCCUGCAGUGUCCUCGAAAACUACCUGGGGCACGUUCAUCGGGAACAGGAGUGGCUCACAGCUGAAGUUUUAACAAAGUUCAUCAGCAAUCACCUACUCAACCUCCAUGGCGACGUGAGUCUGGAACUGUCUGCCUAGAACUGUAUUUAUUAUUUUUUUAUUAAAUUCAUUUAAUCUAUUUUUAACUCUGAAUCUUCUAUUUAAGCGCGAAACACAUGUACGACGACACCGUCCGAUCCGAUGUGCGGACUGCCGGAAUG
This is a messenger RNA of Ixodes scapularis (black-legged tick), 2140 nucleotides long. RefSeq lists its product as uncharacterized. The transcript has a single exon. NCBI's taxonomy places the organism in Eukaryota, Metazoa, Arthropoda, Arachnida, Ixodida, Ixodidae. The coding region runs from base 1 to 894 and encodes 297 amino acids. The record is from RefSeq and is a predicted model, not a curated record.